Messenger RNA from Teleopsis dalmanni, 429 nucleotides. RefSeq lists its product as uncharacterized. The record is from RefSeq and is a predicted model, not a curated record. NCBI's taxonomy places the organism in Eukaryota, Metazoa, Arthropoda, Insecta, Diptera, Diopsidae. The transcript has a single exon. The coding region runs from base 1 to 429 and encodes 142 amino acids.
AUGACCUUUCAUCCAAAAGGAGUGAUUAAUACUGUUACAACGGUGAACAAAGAAAUUCCCUCACCUGUAACACAUCUAUCUUUGGAACAAAAAGAAGAUGGAGAACGUGGGACAACACUUUAUAAUAUUACAACUAAACUUUGUGACGUACAAAGUUUCUUGAAAAAGGUUCCAAUGUUGAAGACAAUAUUAAACGCUUCACUCAAACAAGGCAAUUACUCUUUCAAUUGUCCAAUGAAAAAAGGAGUUUAUCUUAUGGAAAAUAUACGCAUCAGUUCACGUAGUCCUCUAUUAUCCCUCAUCUAUAGACCAAAAGCAGUUUACCAUUUGCAUGGUGGUGUAUUUGAAGAGAUGACUGAUAAGUCUCUUCUUCCUUUUUGUGCUUAUGAUUUUUAUUUCCGAAUUGUUAAACGUCAAUGUAGUGACUAA